Molecule: messenger RNA, 1979 nt
Organism: Trichogramma pretiosum
Lineage: Eukaryota; Metazoa; Arthropoda; Insecta; Hymenoptera; Trichogrammatidae
Product: UDP-glucuronosyltransferase 1-1-like
Exons: 5
Coding region: 75-1709 (544 amino acids)
Molecular function (GO): UDP-glycosyltransferase activity
Source: RefSeq, a predicted model, not a curated record
UAAAUUAAAAAUUAGUAGUACACAGUAAGUCGUUGAGGAUACACGUCUGAAAAUAUAUCCGAACGGUGAAAAUCAUGGCGUUUUCCAUAAAUAACGUCAUGGCCUCGUUGCUGGUGAUGACCGUUUUUUUGACGAUCGGUAGCGAUGGCCUUCGUAUUUUAGGCUUAUUUCCACGAAACGAGAGGAACCACUUCGCCGUUUGCGGAGAACUGAUGAGAGGGUUAGCCGAGAGAGGCCAUUACGUCGACGUGUACAGUCAUUUUCCGUUGGAGGAAUACGUUGCCAAUUAUACGGACAUCAGCUUGAAAGGUACGCUGCCCGAAGAGAAGACGGUGUUUUUGCCCGACGACCUAUACGAGCGCGUGACCAAGGAAGAGCAAUUGGAGCGAUGGCUGAGGACUUAUGGCAAGUCGAUUUGCGACCUCAUGAGCUCGACGCAUUUCCUAUCGUUGUUCGACAAUGCGGUACACUAUCCCCAGUACGAUUUAAUCAUAACCGAGAUUUCGUUGGUCAAUUGUUAUCUACCGUGGGGUCGCUACCUCAGGGUACCGGUAGUAGGCGUUGUAACCACACCCCUACUCGACUGGCAAUUCAUCCCCUUGGGCAUGCCGAUGAAUUUGGCCACGACACCUUCCAUGCUAUCGUUCACCUCGCGCCCCAUGAACUUCUGGGACAGAUUAAACAAUGUUUACAACUACAUUAAGAGCCAUCUACUUUUCUCAGGCGUAGCUUCCGAUCAAGUCUGCAGUAUGAAAAAGUACUUUUUGGAAGACAUCGAUAGCCCCGCCACGCCCUUGAACAGGGACGUCUCGCUGGUUCUCGUGAAUCAUGAGCCGAUCCUCAGCGGACUGCAGACCUUUGGACCGAACGUCGUGCCCGUUCCCGGAUUGCAAAUCAACGAUCGCAAAGACAAGCUGCCCGAGCUGGUUCAACAAUGGUUGGAUCGUUCAUCCAAGCAUGGAUUCGUCUACGUAUCGUUGACCUCGACGAAGUUCGAGGAACAACCCACAAUCGUGCUGGAGAAUUUUUACGAAGUUUUCAAAAUGCUGGCUCCGGUGCGUUUCUUGGUCCAAGUUGACGAUCCAGAAGUACUGCCAGUUGGCAUGCCACUGAACGUUAUGCUUCAUUCGUCCUUUCAAAAUCAACAAAUUUUGAAACACAGACAUAUAAAGGCAUUCGUUACUAACGGAGAAUAUGAGCAAGUACAAACGGCCAUUUAUCAUGGAGUGCCGAUGAUAACCAUGCCUUUGAACGAUGAUCUGGGAAUGAUGGCCCUUUCGACCAACAAAUUGAAUAGCUCCAUUUGUGUUCCCUUCAGACAUUUCACAGUUUUCGAAUUAAGUUAUUCUUUGUAUGCGCUCUUGGACAGUCAAGCGUCGUACAAACAAGAAGCAAAAAAACUCCAAGAGAAAAUCAACUUUAAGAUUGCCGAUCCAGUAGAUACAGCAAAUUUCUGGAUAGAGUACAUUCACAAAUUCGGUAAAGACUCCUUAAGAUCUCCGGAGCUCGAUGUAGCUUGGUGGAAGUCGUCACUCGUCGACGUCGUCAUUCUCGCGGCGGUGCUUUUGACUUUGGUCCUUAUAGUCCCUACACUCUACCUUGUCUUCUCGAUAAUCAAGAUGCUUACAUACGACCAGAUUUUCAAACCUAAAGAAGCUGAUUUGUACAUAGUAAUGAACGUUCGUCAUAAUCGUAAUAAAAGAGAUUAACGCAUUAAUAUACAUGUAAAAAGGAAUGUAUCGUAACGACUUUUAACGUGUACAUUUAAAAUGAUAUUCCGUGUUAUCGUACAAAUAAUUUUGUAAUUUAUGUAAAUUGACAAAAAACAUUAGAUGAUGACAUCGUCGUCCCAGCUCAAGAGCGCUCUUGACAAAUUUAAGCGGCAAAAACAUGCUCUUGUUCUAUCUUUUGAGUGUGAGACUAUAUUUGUAUUGAAUUUUUUUGUUCAAGUGAUUGUAAUAAAAUAUACUAGAUUUACA